AACGUUUACGGAAUAUUUGGCAAGAAAUCCAAUAAAAAAUUAAUUGAGAGAUACGAGCACUUUGCCCUUGGGAACUGCAACGCGUUGAAACUGUCCCGGAUGCUUAAAGUCACAGUUUCAAGGUAUAGUACCACUUUGCAUUUUAAUUUUUCCAGGGCUUCUUUUAAACCACGAUCAAAUUUUUCAUCUUCAAGCUUAGUUAAAAUCUUUCUAGAGGAGAACGCAGUACUUUGGAAUCUGAAAGGUGCAUUAAUGUUAGCUGCUAUGAUACCUUUGUCCAUAAAGAGAAAUCUGAAGAAUAAGUGUAGGGAUUUAAGAGCGAUACAGGAAGAGUGAGAUAGUUAUGAAAAAGGUGAAUGGUUAGUCAUUAUUGAAAGGUAGAUAUGACUGAAAUUCAAGUGUUAAAGAAGUUCUUUGGAUGUUUCAUAUUACCAGUCUAUGUCUGUGAGCUGUUGUCAGAUAUAGGCACUGAAAAGAGUCGACAAUCGUUGAUCGGGCAUUAUUUGAGUAUAUUGCUUUCUAAAGAAACCAACAACGUUUUGGAAUAAAUACACAGGCUAAUAGGGUCGUUUCCGUUAAAAAGUGCAAACCCUUACUUUUAAGUAAUUUAACAGGGCUUAUUUUGAAUCGAUUGUUAAAUUUGUGAAUAAAGAAUACACCAGUUUUUUUUUUGUGAAACAGAAGAAUGUAAAGGUAAUAAAAAUAUCGUACAAAGAAAAAAAAAACGAAAGUCACUUAAAACAGGACAAUAUCAACAGUUGAUAUUCUCUCGCUGAAAACUGGAAAAUUCUCAUAUCUGAUUCUAAAAAAAAUCGGAACUGAGAUGUAGUCAUAAGACAGCAGUGUUAUGGAUGUCUUUGAACAUCUUAGUGAAACAGCGUGUUUUCAAAAACAGCAAUAUUUUUAAAUGAGACUUUCCCGCGAUUUUGACCGGAAUAAUAAGUUACAAGCAAUUAUUUUCACUAAGGAGAAAAUAUUUUGUAUAUUUUUCAUUUCUUUUUAAUUUCAUUUAAUCAUCUCCCUUCUUAGGAGAGGAGUCUUGGGGGCAAAGUAUCUUCCACUGAAAGUCGCGUUCGAUCAAAAAAAUAAACGACUGCACCCAGAGCCCACAAAGAACGCAAAAUGGAUCACUGUAUGCGGAGCUGAAGAUCAACAUUGUAAAUGUCUCAAGAAUUAA
Pocillopora meandrina is the source of this 1177-nucleotide messenger RNA. The record is from the annotation of a GenBank genome assembly. Lineage: Eukaryota; Metazoa; Cnidaria; Anthozoa; Scleractinia; Pocilloporidae.